UUUGGCAUGGUAUAAAAAGUAUUAAAAAUACCUUCUUUUUCUUUCAAUUUCUUAAUUUUAAGAGAAAGAAUUCCUAUUUUCCAAAUGAGUACCUAUUCUUGGAGUUAUAAGACCGCGUCUCAUCGCCAAGUUUCUGGAAAACAAGCCGAAACACAACAGGAAGAUUCAUGUCAAAAGGCUGAGGUCGUUUCUAAAGCGCUGAGUUUACCAAACGUUGAGGCAGGCACCGGCGUAUCCAAAAGAUUAAAUUGGAGAGCUAAAAUUUAUGUUGGAAAUUUAAACAAGAAAACUAAUGAAGCAUCUCUAGCGUAUUACUUUUCUGUAUUUGGUGAUAUAGAGGACAUUAAGCUAAUCAGGGAUCAUGAUACCAAAGAGUCAAGAGGAUUUGCAUUUAUCACUUUUGAAAAAAUUGAAUCAGCUGAGAAUGCCAAAAGGUGGUGUUCGUUCAACUACCCAACAUUAGAUGACAACAGCAUCACUGUUGCCAGCGCUGAAAGAAAAACACACAAGAUCAAGAAUGCUACUAAUGAGCAGAAAGCAAAACGUGAUCCAUCACAAACACUGUUCUGGGAAUUCAAGUGGGAAAGUACAAAUGAUGCACAGGUUUAUGGUCCAUAUGAAACAAGUUUGAUGUUAGCAUGGAAAAAUCAGGGAUAUUUUGACCGUGGUUGUUGGAUAAGACAAGUUCUUCAUCGCCAGACCAGGCGUACUGAAGAUAGACAUGAUGUUAAAAUUGAUAUUUCCGAAGGAAAUGUCGAAGAAAAAACAUCAGAUUUUGGGCAUAAAUGUAAUGUUGAAAGUGAAACAUACGAGGCUAGUCCUUGUAAGAAAUCAAAGUUAGCCAUUGACUAUUCUGACUCAGAAGAAGAAGAUAGCAAUGAGACUUCAGAUAAAGCAGUGGGCAAUGAAGAAGGGAUUAGAAGGAGUAUUCUGGGACAAAAUGAGUACAACAAAGGUACUGAAGAGAUAUCCAUUGUUGUACAACAUGAAGGUAAGAAAAUCUUGAAUGAAGAAGUGGAAGAUGAAGAGGUACCCACUGGAGAAAGAUGUGAAAUUGAUGAUAGCAGAGGAUCAAGAAAUAAGGAAGUUGUAUCUGAAGAGUUGAAAAACACAGUGAUUGAGGAUGUGGAGGGAUGUAGGAGGACAUUGAGUGAUGAUACAGAGGGAACUAGGGGGAUGGAGGGAGAUGAUACAAAGCAAUCUAAGAGAACAGUGAUGGAUGAUAAGGAGGAGUACGAAGGAGCAAUGGUGGAUAAUAUUAAGGGAUGUAAGGGAACAGUAAUGGAUGAAAGAAAGAUAGAUGAAGAAAGAAACGGGAAACAGGAGGAGGAUAAUUUAGUGCAAAAGGAAGAUGAACACUCAACACAGCCUCUGCGUGAUGAAAAACCUGAAGAAAAGAAAGAUAUUUUACAAAUGUACGAAGAACGAGCCACAGUUUUCUCGGACAGCGAAGUGGAACAUGGUGAAGAAAAGAUGAACGAUGAAGAUUUAUUUGAUGAGACGAGUAGUGAAGAUGAUGAGGAAGAUGUGGACGAUAACCCAGACGAGAUUUCUACAGAAUUUGUGUCAAUAUCAGAAAUCGACUUUAAUUUAUAUCCAUAAAAUGUCGUCGUAAUUAUUACGAUAACCAUUUUGUUUAUCUUCUCUUAGCCUGGUUCCGUCCUUGACCGUGUUGAUAUUUCAGAAACUCGUCGGAUUUAUCCGUCUAAAUACGAAUUUAAGACGAGUUUCUCUUCCAGACGGGAUUGCCGUCCAACUUACCCGUCUCUGUUGACGGGAAAGUUAGACGGGAAAAUUCAGACGAGAAACCCGUCUGCGACCGAAUUCACAUCAGACGAGUUUCCCGUCUUCGAUGAGUUUCCCGUCUCUAAUAUGAAUUCGGUUAAUGUCACUAAUGAUAAUAAAGUCAUUGUUCAGAACACGUGUGUUUUAAUGGGCUCUCUGCUGACUCUGCAUGCGUGUAUUGUGCCUCAUGUAAAAC
Dendronephthya gigantea is the source of this 1981-nucleotide messenger RNA. Its product is annotated as HIV Tat-specific factor 1 homolog. Gene Ontology annotation, cellular component: spliceosomal complex. Gene Ontology annotation, molecular function: RNA binding; protein binding. The record is from RefSeq and is a predicted model, not a curated record. The transcript has 9 exons. NCBI's taxonomy places the organism in Eukaryota, Metazoa, Cnidaria, Anthozoa, Malacalcyonacea, Nephtheidae. Gene Ontology annotation, biological process: positive regulation of mRNA splicing, via spliceosome. The coding region runs from base 85 to 1602 and encodes 505 amino acids.